This is a messenger RNA of Nematolebias whitei (Rio pearlfish), 1366 nucleotides long. It is a transcript of the gene rlbp1b, whose product is annotated as retinaldehyde binding protein 1b. The coding region runs from base 59 to 982 and encodes 307 amino acids. Gene Ontology annotation, molecular function: phosphatidylinositol bisphosphate binding. The transcript has 8 exons. Gene Ontology annotation, cellular component: membrane. NCBI's taxonomy places the organism in Eukaryota, Metazoa, Chordata, Actinopteri, Cyprinodontiformes, Rivulidae. The record is from RefSeq and is a predicted model, not a curated record.
ACCGCCGGUGACUUCUCAACAACUGCUGCACGUCUGCCACAGAGGCUGGUUUCAGAGCAUGGCUGUAGUCAGUGGAACUUACCGAAUGGUGUCGGAGGAGGAGCAGGCUCUCCGGGCCAAGCUGGAGCGUCUCACUGUCAAGGACCACGGACCAGUGUUCGGACCCUGUGCCAGUCUACCAGACCACACCAGGCAGAAGGCCAAGGACGAGCUGAACGAGACAGACGAGAAGCGCGUGGCUGCAGUGAAGGAGCUGCGAGCGAUGAUCAAAGAAAAGGCAGACGGAGGAGAUGAUCUGGCCAAAGGAGUGCAGGACACCUUUGGGGAGAAACCCGACGGAAUGCUGGUCCGCUUCAUUCGCGCCAGGAAGUACGACGUGGUCCGAGCCUUCGAGCUCAUAAAGGGAUACGUGCGUUUCAGGAAGGAUUACCCCGAGCUGUUUGAAAACCUGACCCCCGAGGCUGUGCGCAGCACCAUCGAGGCUGGUUACCCCGGCAUCCUGCACAGCAGAGACAAACACGGCCGCGUGGUUCUGCUCUUCAACAUUGAGAACUGGGACUAUGAAGAGAUCACCUUCGACGAGAUCUUGCGUGCUUAUUGUGUGAUCCUGGAGAAGCUGCUGGAGAACGAGGAGACUCAGAUCAACGGAUUCUGCAUCAUUGAGAAUUUCAAAGGCUUCACGAUGCAGCAGGCUUCAGGAAUCAAACCCACCGAGCUCAAGAAGAUGGUGGACAUGCUGCAGGAUUCGUUUCCUGCCCGCUUCAAAGCCGUGCACUUCAUCCACCAGCCCUGGUACUUCACCACCACCUACAACGUGGUCAAACCCCUCAUGAAGAGCAAACUGCUAGAGCGAGUGUUUGUUCAUGGAGACGAGCUGGAAAAUUACUACAAGGAGUUCGACCCUGAGAUCCUUCCAGCUGAAUUUGAUGGAAAAGGUUCGAAGUACGACGGCAAGGCCACAGCGGCCAAGCUGUUUGACUAAACGCCCUUCGUCCCAGUCUCAACGACUCGGAGCCAUUAAAUGUUAAAAACCUUGUAGACUGUGGAGAAUCAAAGCCCAAUCUAGCUGAAGUUGUAGAAAUGAAAGUUAGAAAUAAAAACCAAAACGUGAGAAUGUUGUCGAGAGAUCCUAAAAAGCCCAAUCAUACAGGAGUAAACCGUCUGCGUCUUUAGGUAAUUUCACCUGUAAAACAAAUUGGACUAUAAAUGGUAAACCGCUGAGUUUGUAAAAUAAUAAAGCUCUUCUGUUCUAAUUGCCUGACAAUUAUCCAUCCAUCCAUUAUCUUGACCUGCUUCUUCCUUUUCGCCAAUGAUCAUUUAAUCACUCUUUUUGUUGGGUUUAUUAUUUCUGCACAUCAGAACAGUG